GAUUCUAUCCCCUGCUAAUCGAGCUCCUUUGAACAUCCUUGAAGCUAUUUCAGCAGGCGUUCUCGAUAGCGAUAACGUAAAAUGCAUCACAAAUACAACGACAGGUGGUCUCUUGACACUGUCGGAGGCUUUAGGCGCAAAAUAAUUUUACACGACAAUAAAUUCCGUGAUAACCUGACAGGAGAAAUUUGCACUAUUCCUGAGGCAGUAGACCGUGGCCUUAUAACUUCUGUUUCACAAAGAUCCAUUUUCGAUAUAGACGGUUUCAAAGAUCCAAAAACAGGAGAAUUUGUAUCUUUCAACAUUGCUCUGAGCAAAGGCAAUCUCAAAUACGUAAACGGUGAGACUUUCCUUAAAUCCGAAACUGGAGACUGGGUAUUCUUAGAAGACUGCACUAAGGUGUCUUUAGUUAGGGCUGAAGUUUUAGAAAUGUUUAAUCGUAAGAUAGGCGUGUAUGAGAAUGGUAAGGAAUUGUCAGUUUUAGAUGCAGUUUUCAAAAAUGUUCUAGAUCCAAAGACUGGUCAUUUGUUAGACUCAACAACCAAAAGGCCUAUUCCUUUCAACAAAGCUGUAGAAAUAAAUAUGAUUACUCCCGAAGGCGCGGCUUUACUAAAUUCGCUUCUUAAUAUUACACUUACUUUACAAACUGUUACCAAAACAGUUAAGCGCUAUGUAACAGUAACUAAUACAAGUGGUACACAGAGAUCUGAAACAAUAAUCACGUUCGCAGAGGCGAUAAGACGUGGCCUUAUUGAUGAAAAUACACAAACCUUUACUGAUCCUACCACUGGAACAGUCUUCCCAAUACAACAAGCCUUAGACGAAGGCUUGCUAGGAGUUGAAAAGAACGAACCACGCGUUGUCCAUAUAUCUGAUCGUGUUAGCAAGAAGGAUUUGGUACCCGGCCAAGUAGUCGAACUUAAAAUUACGAAAAAGUCCUACAUCAAAGAUUUACCACCAAGUCCUGAAGGUAAAGUGCAAAGAGAUAGUAGUAGGCCUGAAACUGUUAAAAGCCCUGACUUUGCCAUUCAUGAAAUGCAACCGCGCGAGGGUAUGGUACAAGAAAUUAGGACAGUUACUUCAAAAUCGGUCGUUAGUGAACCGACUGUUACAUCUAUGACUAUUAAAAGAAUACAAUAGAGUUACCACGCGGUGGUUGGACGUUAAAGGAAGCUAUACAACAAAAUCUCUUUGACCCAACUACCGGUAUGUUUAUUAUUCCUGGCACAGACAGAGUUUUAGAUCUGGAGGAGGCUAUUAAGAUUAAUAUUGUCAACGGUGACUCU
Messenger RNA from Helicoverpa armigera (cotton bollworm), 1286 nucleotides. RefSeq lists its product as uncharacterized. NCBI's taxonomy places the organism in Eukaryota, Metazoa, Arthropoda, Insecta, Lepidoptera, Noctuidae. The coding region runs from base 82 to 1140 and encodes 352 amino acids. The record is from RefSeq and is a predicted model, not a curated record. The transcript has a single exon.